This is a messenger RNA of Scomber scombrus (Atlantic mackerel), 2130 nucleotides long. RefSeq names its product prune exopolyphosphatase (gene prune1). The record is from RefSeq and is a predicted model, not a curated record. Gene Ontology annotation, molecular function: exopolyphosphatase activity. NCBI's taxonomy places the organism in Eukaryota, Metazoa, Chordata, Actinopteri, Scombriformes, Scombridae. The transcript has 9 exons. Gene Ontology annotation, cellular component: cytoplasm. Bases 155 to 1408 code for a protein of 417 amino acids.
UCAUGCGUUCGGGUUCACGGUAACGGUAACGUGCGUGUCACUGUCCGCUGCUCGGUGAACCGGCAGCUCUCACUGCCUACAGGCUGCCACCGUUUACCGGCUCCGUUACCGGGUUAGAGGAGCAGCUACCGGGUUAGCUAACGGCUAACGGGAGAUGGAGGAGUUUCUAUCGAGCUGCCGCGAAAGUGUGCAGGCAAACGCGGACCAGGCUGAACCAGGGUUCCACGUGGUUCUGGGGAACGAGGCCUGCGAUGUGGACUCCAUGGUGUCCGCUUUGGCCUUCGCCUACUUCCUGUCCAAGACGGCGCCCAGCAACACGCUCGUCGUCCCGCUGCUUAACAUCCGGCAGGCGGACCUGGUGCUGCGGUCAGAUAACCUCUUCCUGCUGCGCCAGACCGGCUUCUCUCCAGACCUCCUGCUGUUCAGGGACCAGCUGGACCUGCAAGCGCUGCAGCGAGCCGGCCGCCUGCGCCUAACGCUGGUUGAUCACAACGUCCUGCCCAGUUCAGACAGAGACCUGGAGGAGGCGGUAGUGGAGGUGAUCGACCAUCACCUGCAGGAAAGAGAGCCCUCCCCCACCUGCCCUGUUACCGUGGAGACGGUGGGAUCCUGCGCCACCUUGAUAACAGAACGCAUCAUCCAGAAAGCUCCGGAGAUCCUGGACCAGCAGCUCGCUCAGCUGCUCUACGCCGCGAUCCUGCUGGACUGCGUCAACAUGGCUCCAGCAGCAGGGAAGGUGACUCCUAAAGACAGUCAGUACGCUGCAGCGCUGGAGGCUCGGUUCCCUUCUUUACCACCGCGCGGCGCCUUCUUCCAGGCGCUGCAGAACGCUAAGUUCGACGUCUCAGGUCUGAACACGGAGCAGAUGUUGUUGAAGGACAUGAAAGCUGUUUCAGGAAGUUUAAAUCUCGUCAUCUCUGUUCUCUACAUCACACUGGAGGACUUCCUGCAGAGGGCGGACUUGGAGGCGGAGCUCUCGGCUUUUUGUCGGAGGCUGGGAUUGGAUCUUCUCCUCCUGAUGACCAUUUCCUUCACGGAGGGCAAAGAGCCAAUCAGAGAGCUCGCUGUGUUCAGCCACAGCGCCAACUGCAGGGAGCAGGUGAGCGAGUACCUGGAGCGAGCUCGUAACCCCGCCCUCAACCUCUGUCCAAUCAGCAGCCCCCAUCCUCACAUCACAGCCUAUCACCAAGGAAACACGCUUGCGUCCCGUAAGAAGCUCCUCCCCAUCGUCAAGGACUUCCUGCGGGAGCGUGACGGAGACGGUCGCCUAGGAGACGGUGAGGAGGGGGGGGGGGUGCCGCCGACCCCGGUGAACAGCCUGGUGGAGGGUUGCCCGCUGGACGCCGGCCUGCUCGGCCUAUCACAGGCUCUGCACGACAAGAUCAGCAAGAUGGCCGACAGGGACUGAGGCGUCGCCUGUCAAUCAUCCUGACCGUCAGACGGACCAAUCGGGACGGACCGACCACAUGACAUCACUUCCUGCUGCCAGAAUAUAACCAAACAUGUUUGAUUGAACACGCUGACCAAACUCUACACUUCCUGUAUGUUUCACAAUAAAGGUACGGUCACAUGACUCUUCAGCCCCGAAAACGUUUUAACGAACGACGGAAAAAAAGUCGUAAAUCUUUAAAUUAAAACCGAAUUUAAAUUAUAAAUUAUAAAUAAUAAAUAAAAUGUAAUAAAGCUCACAGACUUUUAAUCUGGUAACUUUUCACUUCUCAUCUCAUUUUAUUUCUUCAGUGUGACUUUAAUUCUCCGUCGUGACAUCACUUCCUUUUUCAGGGUUGGAAACGUCAUGUGACCGUCCCUUUUAGGGAAGGAAGAGAUUCUGCUUUUAUUGUGAAAUAGAGGCAGGAAGUGAUGAGUAUGCAGCUACAGGAAGUUACAACAAGGCCAGAAAACAGGCGACGGGCAGCUGCAGCAAACCUCAACCUGCCGACCUUUGACCCCAAAACACUGAAACAUGACAUCACCUGCACGGCCGCGUACUAACAGUAAUAAUAAUGAUGAUGAUGAUAGGAGUUUUAUUGUGAAGGCACUAACAGCUGAGCUGCAGCUUCAAACCAAAACGAGACAAUCAGCAGUUUGUUUUUUUUAAUAAAUGAGAAAUGAACUGAUGAAGAAGUAAAA